Molecule: messenger RNA, 4601 nt
Organism: Mycena citricolor
Lineage: Eukaryota; Fungi; Basidiomycota; Agaricomycetes; Agaricales; Mycenaceae
Source: the annotation of a GenBank genome assembly
CACAUCGCCUCUCCAUACGCGUCCCGCCGCAUAUAUGACUCCCCUUCGAUCGCCUGGCAGUCCAGAUACACGAGACAAUCAGGAGGACGGGAACCCGUCAUUUCGUUGCCGCGCCUGCCAUCGAGUUUACCUUCGCAAAUCAUGCAUCGUGCGCCACUUGCACAAAAAACAUGGCUGGAUGCGCACAUUUUCCGACGAGGACAAAUACGAUGUCAUAGUCAGGCAGGCUCACUCAGAGGAUGAUUGUGACAGAUUCAAAAGGCGGUCCAGUACCGUCACCGUGGACUGGGCUGAGAGGGCGAGAGUUCAGAAGCCCUUGUACACCUACACACCAUUGCCAGAAGCCCUCAGGGCCCAACGCCAUCCUAAGGCACCAAAGCGGUCGAAACCACCAGUGUCUCAGAAGACGCAGCUCUCAACCUUCGACCACCCGUGGCGCUACAUCAUGCCCGAUACAGCAUCGAGUGUGUCGUUCACUGUGCGCAGGGACCAGCGAGCUUCCGUGAUCAUCGAGCACCCUGGGCCCCGACUACCACCUAUGCUCAGCUCUCUAGAUCCACAGACGACGGCUCGCACUGCUGGGCAUCGCGAUGCUGGGGAGGGCAGUCCCGGACCAACGACGCAGAUGCACACUGGGCUGAGCCACAUCACAUCAGUUUCAGCAUCACGAAAGGUUAGGGUUGGACACAUCUUCCUCCGCGCCGACCACAAUGGAGAAAGACCACUUUACGUUCACCGUGGGCAAAUUAGAUGCAGGCAUGGCGGUACGACUAAUGAUCCACGUCGCUUCACCGUUCACACUGCCGCUCACCAGAUCCUUCUCGGCGAACGCGCUCACCUGAUCGAAUUUCCCUCCGUCCUCCUUCCUCCCGGUGCGACCACUGGAUCCAUCGUCAACAUCUCCGUCCUACAGAACCACGCCGAAGAGAAGAGGAGAGACGCCGCGUUUUGGGCGCUGCAGGAUGAGAUACUUGACGAGUUUGGAGUGCGUACGCCUGAGCCACCGAAACUCCAGCUGCGCAAUGUGACACAGACGUCCGUGACCCUUGAGUGGCCCCCCAUCGAGCUGGCCACAGCCAAAUUGCGAUCGUUGGACCUCUACCGCAACGGGCAGCGCCUCGCACCGAUCCCGAACCCGGCAACCAACACCUCCAGCAAGAUCUCGGGACUCGAGCUCGACACCGAGUACACGUUCCAGCUCGUCCUGCGCACGACCGCGGGGACGUUCCCCUCGGAGUUGCUUCGCGUGCACACGCACACCAUGACCGACACCUCCGGUGUGCGUGUAUGUUUCGGGACCGUCGAUGACGCAGGGCUCGUCGAGCAAGCGAAAGAAGCCCUGGAGCGCAUCGGCGCACGGUGGAGCGAGAAGAUUGAGAUUGACACGACGCACUUCGUGUGCACCACACCCAAUACGCAUACACCGACCGGUGUGCCUGAGGUCGAGUAUCAGCGCGCUGUGCAGCUGAGUAUACCCAUCGUCCAGCCGCAUUGGAUCUUCGCGUGCCAGUCUGAGCGUCGAUUAGUUCCUAUCGCGCUGUUCGGACUGGGAGCAACACCGCCUAACGCGCUACCCUCUCGGCGCCCACAGUCCAUGUCUGCUGCAUCUCCCACCCAACGCUCACCCGCCAGCGCAGCUGCUGUGCGACAGUCAAUGCCACCGACCGUCUCGCCCAUUGGCCAGCCUGCAACCUUUGUAGGGCCGUCGGUUAGCAAUAUCCCACCACCAACCGUGCCGGUCGUCACUGUUGAAGAAGCACAUUCGGAGGAUGAAGAAUCUGAUGUGGCUGAGCUGGAGGCAAAACGGCUCGCCUUGAUGGAGAAGCGGGGAAGCAAGACCGGGACGAUGAACAUGCAGUUUAAAUUUCCGCCCACGUCUCCGACAAGUCUUGGCCCCGGGGAUUCCGAUGCUGCGGAUGCGGCCGUUGAGCCAGAGAGUAUUGAGGUUCCGCCGCCGCCGGUCGUGGAGAAAGAGACAAUAUCUGCUGGUGUGAGGAGUGAGGGUGACGUCGAUGAUGAUCUGGGCGAGACGGAGGACAUCCCGUUGUAGUCAGUAACCUCUCUGAUCCCUUUACUUUCUCCUUCAGCCUUGGCGCUACUCUGAUCAUCACGCAUGUACUUCUCGUCUGGGGAUUGUGCUUCCCAGGGGAUGAUUCGGAGGACACGUCACGGGUAACAGCUUGCCUCCCUUGCUUCGAGCUCUGGUGGCGAUAUUGUGAUCCGUCAUGGAAGGUCGGGAAAGGAGCACUCCAUUUCGCGUCAAAACAAUUGACAUGGCUUCCUGGUGACGCUUCGUGGUAACUUCAUCGCAAAUGGGAAAACUGGAGACGAGGCCCAAAGCUAUGCGCCGUGACACGAUACUCUCACCUCCAGGUCACACCGCGCAGCAAUGCUCCUCAGCAGAAAUAUCCGGUCUACUACCGACGGUCGCGCCAGAAGCGAGUCCUCCUCUCUGGAGGCGAGAGGAGGUGCGGGACCGCUCAUCCGCCAUCGCCCUGAAAGGGAUACCGACCUGUGGAUGUUAUUCACCGCACUGCACCACACUGACACGUUCCGACUGCGGGGGCUUCGAGGCCCAGGCGUGGCCGUCCGGAUCCCAACGGAGACAUUCCACUCGAUGUGCGCAGUGGGCGAGGAUCCGUAAUGGCUGCAUCGCAGGCCUUGCCCGGUUUAUCUCGAGGCAGCAUACCCAAAGACGUUGUCGGAAUCUGACUCGCGGAGUUUGGGCUAACGCAGACCUAUGUGCAGAAACGCUACACUAUCGCUACAGCGAGUGGGAACGUAUGGAUUGGUGUGCAGCUGGGGGGUUUGGAACCGAGUAUGAGGCCGUCCGUGCUUAUAAUGACGUCGUCCCAGUUGAUCCGGUGAGCGUGUCUUGGAUGGUUAGGGCGGCGUCUAGGGUCAAUGUCAGUGCGUUUUGACUCAGUUUCCUCGUUUAUCCUCUGCAGGACCCUGCAGCUCGGACGCCAAAAACAUCGUCCUGAACGGGAAGAAGUCCACGCCGUCGCUGACGAACGUGGUGAAUCCCGGCAGCGCGGUGGACUACAUCGACGGCGGCACGUUCGUGACCGCAGGCGCGACGCAGCAGUUCAGCGCCAUCAUCUCGAUCGACGAGAACAACUUUACCGGCGCGGAGGCGCACGUCGGGAACAGGAAGAGCACGACGUGGCUCUGGGCCGAUGAACGCGGCGACUAGGGUUAACGCCCAAGGCCGGCACUACGUGCUCCGGCAGCGUCUACUGCGCGCAGGACCCCGCCGAUCCCACUGACUAGUCAGCGGGGCGCCCGUAUCCAGUAUUUUGUACGAUUUGGAACGAAAUUGUGAUAUCUUGAGUCUCUACAGAUUGCAGGGUGUAUACAUUGCCGCAAUGAUAAGAUAAGAUUAGAUGCCUUGUCACCAGUUGUGACCUACAUUCAGGACUGCGACAUCGGUGUUCCCGAGAUCCGCUCCAGGUGCUGAAAGGCACCCGAAGUGUCUGCCAGAGCUUACAUAAUUCAUGAUGGUCAAGGAUCUCUUCCUCGGUAGAUCCAUCCUUCGGCCUCCCCUCACUGUCGAUGCUCCAGCGUUCAAACUCCGGAUCGCACGGCGAAGUAACGCGUAUAUCAUCCCCGCGAUAGUUGGCUCCACGAAAAAAAAGACAUCCUCCAUCCGUCCUUGCCUUGCUGGCACUCUCCGUCAGUCCUGCCUACAGUACGACCCACAGGCCACCGAUGUUCGCGCUACCGUGGGCCUGGGUUUGGGUUUGGGCGGGGUCGUCGACGCUCGUCGUCGCGCUAGCGCGUCUCGCGCCUCCUCCUCCCUCGCUCCAUCACCGCGCGCACCGAGAUCUUCCGGCCGUUCUUGACGCUCGAAGAGGCCUAGGCCAUCCUUUCGUGCGAGGAGCGCAGGGACACAGACGAGGGGGAAAGCAGGGGCGAAGACGAUGAAACCAAGUCGCCUCCUCGUCGCGGCGUCGUGGGUGUAUGCUGUCGCGCGCCUAACACUGCGCCCUCCACCCGUCACGGCGCCGUGCGACUAGUUUGCGCUGUACGUGGUGCAUGUCUGCGGCGGACUGGAUGCCCUGGGCACGCUGUUCCUCCAGAGGCAGAUCCAGAGCCGGGUCGUCGACGUGCCCCCACACCAGAUCUCGAUGAAUCACCCGAUGCUCGCUGUCCACCGGUCCGUUCCUCUCGUGUGGGCUUUAUCAGCGUCGACGCUCGUCGCGGCGCUGCUUCUCGUCGUGGUCCUGCGCAUUCCCGUGGGCAUCCCGUCGAUAUCGGGGUCUCGGUCUCGCCGGAGGACUACACGUCGCUGUGGAGCUCGACCGUGUUCAGCUGGGUGUACCCCAAGAUCGGACGUGUGAGGAUCGAUCUCUCGGGACACCGGUGUAUCGCCUGAACCAGGGAAUCAGGCUCGCACUCGACUUUGGAAUUCAAAGAUGUGUGGGAGCUCAGCGCGACCAAUGCAUCGCGGGCGGUGUUCUGGAAGUUCCAGCACGUGUUUCUUUCUGUUCACGCGCGUUGCCUUUGCCCUGACUCCCAUUUGGACGGUACCACGUCCCUGUUGAUGGAAAUCGCGCGCGCCAACGCGCUCAAUCUCACGACCGAGUAUGCUCCUGUUG